This is a messenger RNA of Menidia menidia (Atlantic silverside), 654 nucleotides long. NCBI's taxonomy places the organism in Eukaryota, Metazoa, Chordata, Actinopteri, Atheriniformes, Atherinopsidae. The record is from the annotation of a GenBank genome assembly.
AUGCAGUGUAUCUUGGCCGGUACCUUGGUUUUCGUGUUUGAUGUUUUAUGGUGCCUCUGUGACUGGAACUUCUUGCCGUGGUCCAAGGUUGCCAUUGGAUCCCGUCUGCGCCAGGAGGACUCCCCACCCCGAAUUGUGGAGCACCCCUCUGAUCUGGUUGUAUCCAAAGGGGAGCCCGCCACUUUCAACUGUAAAGCAGAAGGACGGCCGGCGCCGACGGUGGAGUGGUACAAGGAUGGAGAGCGAGUGGAAACAGACAAAGAUGACCCGAGAUCUCACCGCAUGCUGCUUCCCACUGGCUCCCUUUUCUUUCUUCGCAUUGUUCAUGGACGACGGAGCAAACCGGAUGAAGGAGUCUACGUGUGCGUGGCCCGGAACUACCUGGGAGAGGCGGUCAGUCGUAAUGCAUCUCUGGAAGUAGCAUAGUGGCGCUGCUGCAUGCUGGACCUCAAGCUGGGCACUCCCUCCUUCAGCCGAGUGUGGCACGUGCUGCUGAGCUCCGUGUGGCGCAACGCCCCCCCCUCAUUAAUCACGAGCUCCUCAAUGCCUGGAGCCCUGACAACUCACAACCUGGUGGCCUACUACCCCCCCCCCAUGUACACUGGGAAGGACGCUCUGUUAUCAGCUCCCGGGAUAAAGGCAGUGCAGAAAUGA